Messenger RNA from Phaeoacremonium minimum UCRPA7, 978 nucleotides. RefSeq lists its product as hypothetical. The record is from RefSeq and is a predicted model, not a curated record. Bases 1 to 978 code for a protein of 325 amino acids. NCBI's taxonomy places the organism in Eukaryota, Fungi, Ascomycota, Sordariomycetes, Togniniales, Togniniaceae. The transcript has a single exon.
AUGGGGCCUCAAACUGAUCGCUCCGAUAUUAUCAUCUCCAUACACCCCGAACACGUGGAGAGGAUAGCCGCCGGCACAAAGAACCACGAAUUCCGUGAUUACAGGAUUCCCCAGACCGUUAGCCGUAUCUGGAUUUACGUCACUAAACCAGUUUGUGAGCUACAGUAUAUGGCCAUCAUUAGCGAGGCUAAACAGCCAGGAGAGAUCAAUGAUGAGAAAGGGGUUGGAAAUGCCGAGUUCAACAAGGGGAAGAUGUCGAAGUUCGCAUAUGAGCUGCAGCAAGUGUACCAACUCAAUAAUCCAGUGUCCAUCGAAACGAUGAAGGAGAACGGCUGGGUCGGGGCACCGCCACAGAAAUACAUCUAUGUGCCACCGGCGGUUGUGGGCCAGCUCAUGGGCAAUCUCCGAUGUGCUCUCUUUUUCGACGAGCAUGACCAACACGACGUUGGCAUUUCCGUUUCGCAAGAGGUCGAGAUGCAAUUACGCAGCGACAUCACCCACGCAACACAGCUGCUCUCCUCGGACGGUAUCGAGAUGGUGCCGUCCAGCCAGGAACCUACUCCUCGGCAGAACAACUCUCACUCCAAGCCGGAGUCGUUCGCCAAGCCCAUGCUGCCCGUUAAGAGCGGGCCGACAACGCGCAGCCAGGCGACGCCGACGAAGCGCAACAACGACACCUUCAUACGGCCCUCGCAGGCCACGACCGUGAGCGAGGUGUCGAGCCCGCCGCCGGCGCAGACGCCCGAGAAGAGCAGCGUGCCGAGGCGGCCGCAGCCGUGCUCGAGCGUGCCUACGUUGCCAGACGAUCUGGAUGCGGAUGUGGAUGUGGAUGAGAGCCCGAUUGCGCUGCGGCUGCCGCAGGGGCAGGGGCAGGGGCAGUUCUCCAUUGGCUCGUCGCAGGUGCUGUUGCAGGAUAGCUUGAUUAAUGACGAUGAUGUGAGGCGGCCACCUGUUGGGUGGGAGUCUGAUGGGGAGUGA